Molecule: messenger RNA, 2598 nt
Organism: Colletotrichum chrysophilum
Lineage: Eukaryota; Fungi; Ascomycota; Sordariomycetes; Glomerellales; Glomerellaceae
Exons: 7
Coding region: 1-2598 (865 amino acids)
Biological process (GO): carbohydrate metabolic process
Source: RefSeq, a predicted model, not a curated record
AUGACGGUGUUGAGUAUGCGGCUUCCUGCACUUCUUUCCCUGGAGUUGGUCGCCGUAGUCUCCGCCAUAUCCAUUGAGCCUGAGUCGCUUCGUACAGAAGGCGUGACAGCGCCGCUGGGCAUCCAUGCGACCAAUCCGCUGUUGUCUUGGCGCCUCCAAUCUGACCGCCGCGGCGACAAUCAGACAUCCUACCAGCUUCAGGCGGCCUCGAGCUCCGAUGGUUUCGAUGCGCCCGACUUGUGGGAUACUGGAAAACUGAGCGAUAGGCAAGCUUUUGCGUCUUGGAACGGAAGCACUCUCAGUUCCCGGGACCAAGUAUACUGGCGUGUUCGAGCCUGGGACGCGGAUGAUGUUGCGUCAUCAUGGAGUGAGCCUUCCACCUUCGAGCUUGGGUUACUGGAAGAGAGCGACUGGACUGCGCAGUGGAUUGAGAACAAUUACGAGUUCAAGGUCAAUUGCACCGUCGCCAAAGCACGCCUCUACAUAACCGGACUAGGCGUAUUCUACGCCGAACUCAACGGCAAGUCAGUGUCCGACGAAGUCCUCGGCCCCGGAUAUUCUACCAUCAACCGUACCGUGUUGUACCGCGCCUACGAUGUCACCGACCUUCUUACUGAGGGCGACAAUGUGAUUGGUGUUUCGAUUGGCAAGGGCAUAUAUAACUCAGACAAGCCUCUGCUAAACCGCUACCGAAAGUUCACGACGUCGACCAAGCCGCCCAUCCUCAAAUCUCAGCUCGAAUACACGUGCGAUGGUGUCAGCAACUCUGUUGUUUCAGAUGGUACAUGGAUCACUACCACCAAUGGUCCGCUUCUCGAAGCUGCGUGGAAUGGUGGAGAGGAAUUUGACGCCAGGAAAAGCAUCCCCAACUGGUCAAGUUCUCAGGGUGACUGUUCAGAUUGGAAACCUGCCAAUAUUUCCACCGGUCCGAUAGGGGGUGCUGGAAAGCUGUACAGCUCCACCGCGCCGCAGCUCAAGGUCACUGAGACGAUCACAGCAAAGUUGAUAACACAGAGAUCAUGUGGCUAUCUCUUUGACUUUGGCGUCAACUUCGCUGGCUGGUACCAAUUCUCCAUGAACGGAACAGACAAGGCGGGCACUCGAAUCGUCUUCUGGCCUGCAGAGAGGCUUGUCGGCGGGAAUCCUUCACAGACGAAUACUGGGAGCCCGGUGUUCGACGGAUAUACCCUAGCAGGCAAUGAACCUGAGACUUACGGCGUCAACACAACGUGGGCACCGCAACUGACCGAUACGGUUGGCUAUGUUAUUCGGGCAACUAACGAUGAAGUUGGCACUGUUCAAACAAGCAACUCGUUUCUGAACAAGCUUUAUGAGAUCACGGAUCGGUCGAUGAAGAGCAACAUGUACAGCGUGCUGACUGACUGCCCUCACCGUGAGAAGCUCGGCUGGUUGGAGCAAGACCAUCUGCUCUUCGACCUACUCGCCCGACGCUUCGACCUCCAGGCCUAUGGCUACAACCUGAUGCACACCAUUGCUGACGCGCAAGCUCAGUAUGGCGUCAACUCGGAAGGGUUGAUCCCUACCACGGCACCCGAGUACGAUGUGUUUCCGGACAAGUUUCGCGACGACCCGAACUGGGGCUCGGCCAUCAUGCGAGUUGUGAUGCACUUAUAUCGAUACUAUGGCGAUACGAGAGUUCUGAGUGAGAAUUACGACAUCAUGGUCGCGUAUAUGGACUACCUCGGCCGCCGAGCGACCGACUCGGUAAUUGAAGGUGUUGGACUGAGUGACUGGGGCGCCGGCGACGGGAAAACUCCCACCGUGCCUAUCGGGUUGACCAAUACUUUUGGCUAUCAUCAAGCGGCGACGGCCAUGAAGCAGAUUUCCUUCUGGCUGAGCAACUCCGAGGAGGUUCAGAAGUGGGACGAAUUGGCAAGCAGUAUUGGUGAAGCUUUGCACAGCAAAUGGUUUAUUGAUGACACCAACGGCACCACCUCACAAGCGUACUACUCUGGAAAUAUCCAGGCGUCAGACGCUCUUGCGCUCGACUCGGGCGUUGUCCCGGAAGAAUACCAGGACUUGGUGUUUGCGUCGCUUUUGACAUCGAUCGAGAACACUACCUUCUAUCCCACCGUCGGCGAGAUCGCGCUUCCUAGCCUCCUUCGCGUACUCGAGGGCCGAGGCGGGAGCGACGUUAUCUUCAAGAUGCUCACCUCUCCAGGUCUUAGCAGCUCAGGUCUCGCCAGUUACUCUUAUUCAAUCGGGCUAGGGGCCACGAGUCUUUGGGAAUUUCUCGGGCUGGACACUGCGGCCGACGCCGUUCGAUGGAAUCUGAUCAACUACGAACCCAUAUUGGAGGCCAACCUGACCUCGGCUUCUUCUAGCUAUCUAACGCCCACUGGACAAGCCAGCGCCGCCUGGGAGCUUAGCAACAAUGUCUUGACUUAUGACAUUGUGGUUCCCGUCGGAUCCGUUGGUGUUGUGUCACUGAACGCUACCCAAGUGCUAGAAGGAGGCCAGGACGUAAGCGUUGAGCAGGAAGGCAUCUUGGCGGUGGAUGUUGACGAUGCCGCUGAGGCCAAUUGGAAGGUCCGUGUGGGGUCUGUAUCUUACCAGUUUUUCGUGUUAAUUGCUUAA